AUGGAUGCUUCUACGAUGACGGACGAGACCACGAAGACGUACGAUGCCGAUGAAGCUGUUCUGAAGCUUGCUUGUGCUACGCCCCUACCAGAGGAUACCCCAGUCCAUACCACCCCAUCCGCUUGCCCGCCGGAAGCGGUCCAUACUUCAUCUCACGAAGAUAGCUCCGGUCAGCCUAGCGCAUCCUCUCCGCCUGCACGACCAGAACAGCCCACUCCGCAGCCGCCGAGACGGGCUCGCCGCACUCGACCCCCGUCUCUGGACAUCUUCGUUGAUGCUGAUCCUGCACACCGUCCACCGCAGCCAAAGAAGCCAUUCGGUAGAAAGGAUGGUCGCAUUCCUUUGGGCGUCAGGAAAGACUCAGGCAACGCUUCACCGUCGCCGUCCCCACGCGACCCGACGACGCCGUUCCGGUUCCGCGCCGAUGAUCCCUUCUGGCAGGCGACUGAGAAUUACUAUUCUCCACCACCUUCUCCAUUCACGCGUUCGCCUGGCCCUAGCCCGACAUUCGGGGUGCCUCUACCUGGCAAUGCGCAUCUGCCCCGCUCUAACCGGCCGCGCGUGUCUCACUCUCGUCUCGGACCGAAGUCUAUGGUCCUCUACAACCUCCUAGAGCUGUCAGAUUGGCGAGCUUGCAGCGAGGAAAUCAGGGCGGCCUACCGCCGGGUCGCUAUGAAGUUCCACCCGGACAAGGUUGUCGGCGAAGAGAUGGAGGCAGCAACUUUGAAGAUGCAGCAAAUCAAUGCUGCCAAGGAGGUGCUCUUGGACGCGGCCGCUCGCAAGAAGUACCACAAGACCGGCAAGCUACCAUGGAGCGUUUGA
Molecule: messenger RNA, 822 nt
Organism: Trematosphaeria pertusa
Lineage: Eukaryota; Fungi; Ascomycota; Dothideomycetes; Pleosporales; Trematosphaeriaceae
Product: DnaJ-domain-containing protein
Exons: 1
Coding region: 1-822 (273 amino acids)
Source: RefSeq, a predicted model, not a curated record